AUCAUUCUGAUAUGAAGUGUUUAUUGGGAUUUACGGAUAUAAGAAAUUGGUUGGUUUGAAAUUUAAUAGCAAUUUCUGGCUUGUCUGAGAUGCGAUAUCUACAGAUAAUCUCACUGCUAUUACAUAUUUUACUUUUUGCAUCCUUUCAGAAUUUCAUGAUUUGGGGUCUGACAAUGGUGGAGUGGAGUGCUAACACAUGCGUUGUGCUAUGACUGAAAGCGCUUGCAUUUUCAGAUGUGCAGUUUACUUGAUUUUUGAUUUAUUUACCUUGGUUUUGAGUAGUGCCUUUUUAACAUGCCUUCUUUUCUGAUCCUUAUUACAGCAUCGACUUAUAGCCUCUUCUUGGUCCUAUUUCUGAAAUUCGUAGAUUCAACAAUGAGACAAUAAUCAAGAGGCCGCUGUGAUGUCCAACAUUCUUCUACAUAAUUAUGUUGUAAGCAAAGAAGAAAAAGAAGAAAGCUCAAGUUCCUGCCACAGUUGCUGAUAUGCAAUGGAGAGGCUACCAAGACCUUGGGACUGAAAAUUUUGGCAUGCCUUUAGUAGCUUCAGGCUAUAACCCUUACUGGGGUGAUGGGAUGCCAUUAGGAGUUGAUGCCUCCUAUGUGACACCUUUCGGUGCAAUGCCAUUUAUGGGUUAUCCACCUGGCCCCUUUGAUGUUCCGUUCGGUGGAGGAAUGCUUCCACAAGAUCCAUUUGCAGCACAAACUUAUAUGAUGCCAGCGGUUCCAAGGGAUCUAUCUGAGUUAGGCAUGGGCAUGGUUCAGAGGCCUCCAGGCCUGAAUAGAGAAGAGAUUGAGGUCCGGAAGGCUGAUAUAAGGCACAAGCGAGGAAUGGACCGAUUCAAUGAAAGGUUAGCUAUUGAAUGUUGGAGCAAAUGUCUCUGUCGCUUGGAGCACAUAUCUUGUGUCGCUUGGAGCAAAUGUCAUUUGAUAUUUUUUUAGUAGAGAAAAUUUGUUUUUGAAGAUUGUAUAUAUUUUGGAGAUUUAAGAAAAUAGUGUUGGUGGUAUAGUGUUGUGUUAAAUGUUAAUGAGAUGUAUUAAUAUUUUGAAAUGUUAUAUGAAUAUGAUUUGUUGAUUUGGUAAAUAUUAUGUGUUAUUAAUAUA
This is a messenger RNA of Zingiber officinale, 1103 nucleotides long. RefSeq names its product E3 ubiquitin ligase PQT3-like. Bases 486 to 941 code for a protein of 151 amino acids. The transcript has 5 exons. The record is from RefSeq and is a predicted model, not a curated record. NCBI's taxonomy places the organism in Eukaryota, Viridiplantae, Streptophyta, Magnoliopsida, Zingiberales, Zingiberaceae.